This is a messenger RNA of Eupeodes corollae, 1607 nucleotides long. It is a transcript of the gene Hibch, whose product is annotated as 3-hydroxyisobutyryl-CoA hydrolase, mitochondrial. Gene Ontology annotation, cellular component: mitochondrion. The record is from RefSeq and is a predicted model, not a curated record. Gene Ontology annotation, biological process: L-valine catabolic process. The coding region runs from base 224 to 1360 and encodes 378 amino acids. Gene Ontology annotation, molecular function: 3-hydroxyisobutyryl-CoA hydrolase activity. NCBI's taxonomy places the organism in Eukaryota, Metazoa, Arthropoda, Insecta, Diptera, Syrphidae. The transcript is spliced from 4 exons.
AUUUUUUUUUCUGCUCUUGCCUGUUGCUACAACACCUUGCACGCACUGCACCGACCGCUGGCCGUAAUUAAAAAGAAAAACAAACUCGACAAAGAACACAAAAGGCUCUUUAAAAUUUUAAUCAAACAAUAAAAUUAACACUGUUUAUUUUUUUGCGCAAGCAAAAAAUAUCCCAUAUUUUGCUUUUCAACUGCGCAUUCAACAAACACGUUUCUCCUUAACUAUGUUUUACAAUCUUCUCACGCGCACCCUGAUCCCAGCGGCCUUGGGCAAUGGGACUAGGUUGAAUGCAGUACGCGCGAUGUCCUCGUCGCCCUCAAUUGACACUGUCCUGGCAACGGAAAGUUCCUUCAAAGGAUUGGUGAUUUUGAACCGUCCCCAAGCAUUGAACGCAAUCAACUUGGAAAUGGUCCGAAAGAUCUAUAAACAUCUAAAAAAAUGCGAGAAGUCAAAGCUGUUGGUGAUCAUCAAGGGAACCGGUGAUAAGAGCUUUUGCGCUGGGGGUGAUGUACGUGCCAUAGUCGAAGCUGGGCCAACUGAAGAAUCCAAGAGCUUCUUUAGGGAAGAGUAUACUCUGAACCAUUUGAUUGGGAACUACAAGAUCCCCUAUAUUGCGUUUAUGGAUGGCAUAACAAUGGGCGGUGGUGUUGGUCUCUCAGUCCAUGGACGAUACCGUGUCGCCACCGAACGCACCUUGUUUGCCAUGCCCGAAACAGCCAUUGGCCUGUUUCCCGAUGUCGGAGGAUCACACUUCCUGCCCCGUUUGAAUGGCAAACUUGGUAUGUACCUUGGUUUGACUGGUUUUCGGUUGAAGGGAGAGGACGUCGCAAAUGCUGGAAUUGCAACCCACUACUGCCCCAGUGACAAAUUAAAACAUCUUGAAAACGCUCUUCUUAACUGCAACGAUCCCGAUGAUAUCCCAGAUAUUAUGAAUAGUCUAACAGCUAAGCCAGAAAAGAAGUUUGUUCUUGGUCCACAUUUAGAAACAAUCAACAAGUGUUUCUCUGCUGAUUCUGUGGAGGAUAUCUUCAGGAAUCUCGCUAAAGAUGGCAGCGAAUGGUCUUUGAAUACCCUCGAUAUAUUAAAAAAAAUGUCGCCUCUAGCUUUGAAAGUAACUCAUCGUCAAUUAAAGCAUGGGGCAAAUCUAUCUCUCACUCAGUGCCUUAUCAUGGAAUACCGUAUGGUGGUGCGUCAUUUGGAAGACAGCGACUUCAAGGAAGGAGUUCGCGCUCUACUCAUCGACAAGGACCAAAAACCAAAAUGGAAUCCUAGUACCAUUGAAGCUGUUACCCCGGAGCGUGUGGCGAAGUUCUUUGCCAAAUUACCCGACACGGAAGAACUGAAAUUACCAUCAACUUAAUAAUAAUAGGAGAGUUGAAUUAGCAGCCAAUAUGAACUACGACAAUAAUUUUAUUCUCUUUCAUCCCCAAAGGGCAUUCAUAUUGUACUUUAAUUUUGAACAAAAUAUUGAAUAGUUUUUUUUUCUAGAAUUAAGUGCUAUAAAAUAAGUAUGUAUUUCGGUAGAAAACCGAACUUUUUAAGAAGCGUUUUGUAAUGGAAAUGCGUAAAAUAAUUGAAAUAUAUUUUUUACCUGAAAGUUAAAACUU